UGCGUCACCAUCUGAGCUGUGCUGCAGCAGCCUGAGCCGGUGCUGAAGGAAGCCUCCCAUGUCCAUCACAGGCCAUGCUCCAAUCGCAACCCAGUAAACCACCACACAUUACAGUAUUCAUUCUUCUCCCUAGUUCACUUUAGACAUACACAGAAACAGAAACAACACACUCUGUCUCUCACACACACACACACACACACGCGCGCACACACACUACACACACAUUGACACACACUCACACACACACACUACACACACACACAUCCACACACCAUACAUGCCGUGCAUCUUCAUGUGAGGAAGAGGAGGAAAGAGAGCGAUGAAAAGAGUGAGAAGAAAAGGGGGGAACAAGGAGAAGGUGUUUGGCUGUGAUCUUAUGGAACACCUGUCCACCACCUGUCAGGAGGUUCCUCAGGUGCUGCGUUCCUGCAGUGAGUUUCUUGAGGAACAUGGAAUUGUUGAUGGGAUUUACAGACUGUCAGGCGUGUCAUCCAACACACAGAAACUACGGUCUGAGUUUGACAUUGAGGGGAAUCCAGACCUGACGAAGGACGUGUACCUGCAGGACAUUCACUGUGUCAGCUCCGUCUGCAAGGCCUACUUCAGAGAGCUGCCCAACCCUCUGCUCACCUACCAGCUCUACGACCGCUUCGCUGAUGCAGUGGCUGUCCAGGGGGAGGAUGAGAGGCUGGUGAAGAUUAGAGAUGUGCUGAGGGACUUACCUUCUCCCCACUUCAGGACUCUGGAGUUUCUGAUGCGUCAUCUGGUUAAGAUGUCCACCUUCUCUGCUGAGACAAACAUGCACUCCAGGAACCUGGCCAUUGUAUGGGCUCCAAACCUGCUCAGGUCUAAGGACAUUGAGGUAUCUGGCUUCAACGGCACAUCAGCCUUUAUGGAGGUGCGCGUCCAGUCGAUCGUGGUUGAGUUCGUCCUCACUCACGUACCUCAACUCUUCCCUGACACAGCUUUAGGAGUGCCAACCGAGCGCAGGAAGUCCCUCCCCUCACCCACCAUGCAGGAUGAGCCCUUCUUUAGGUCCAUACCGUUCAACUGUCCCGGCAACAUGAGCCCAGGGGAUGCCCCUCCAGCCAUGAGGCCCUACCACGCCAUCAUUGAGCCGUCAGACAAGAGAAAGGGUUCACUGAAGGGACGCAAGUGGAAAUCCAUAUUUAAUCUCGGGGGCCGGCUGCCUGAUCCUCGCAAACGCCACAAGGGUUCCACCAAAGAGAAAGAGAAGCAGACUUUAAGGCCGGCUAAGAGCAUGGACUCCCUCAGCCAAGGCCUUUAUGAAGGCAACCGUCAGGGCCCCUCGCCCACUCAGCUGUCUCCUGUGGCCCCCAUGGGGCAGGAAGGCGGGGCUUCGGGCGGAGGAGGUGGAACCGGGCUCGUCACCAACAGCUACGCAGUGACGUACAGGCGAGGGGGCGGCACAAGUGUGAGCGUGGUCAGUGGCGGGGGUGGGACUCAGGGCACCUACAGCCGCCUGGACUCUGUGGACGGGGCCUCUGGAGGAAGUGAGGGGAAAGGUGCAGGGGCAGGGGCAGGGGCAGGGGGAGGCGCAGGGGCAGGGGCAGGGGCAGGGGCGGGGCGGGGGGCGUUGUUGUCCUCAGUGAGUAGGUCACCAGGGAUGGCCAGCAGGGCAGACAAGAGGGCGGGGAUCCAUAUCUCGGGGCCGUUCUCGGUCACCGUGCCCCUUCACAUCACCUCCGGACUGCUAAGGGUCAGCCAGGGGGCCAGGGGGGAGGAGGACAUACCUCCCCCAGCAGAGGAAGUGGGGGAAAGACGGAGGUCAGACAUAGAGGAGGAAAAGGAGGAGGAGGAGAGAGGUCAAAAGGAAGACGGGAAAAGAGAGGAGGAAGAGCAAAACCAGACAGAGGAAGGAGCAAGAGAGGGUCAGGGUGGGAUGGGAGGAGAGAGAGAAGAACAGGGAGGGGACGAGAAAGAAGGACUGAGAAAGAGAAAUGACAGAGUGGUAGCGGUAGCGGUCACACCCCUGUCUAUGGAUGGAGAGGGUGAAGAGAGGAGUGUGAACGGGUGCCUGAGCAGUGAGGAGGAGGACCCAAAUGAAGAAGAUGAGGCAGAGGGGGGAAAGGAGGAACAGUGUGAAACUGGAGAAGGAGAUUAUAUGGAGAUGAGGCCCACAGUGGAGACAGCCCCUCCUGCAGCUGACCGAACACCAUCUGCUAGUUGUUCUGGAGAAGCUUCCGUUCCCCUGUCUGUAGAGGAGGAGUCCCCAGAUUCAGGCCUCCCUCUGGACUUCCAGGACACCUUUGGGUUCCUCGAUAUGAUGGACAGCAGCGUACCCCAACCGAAUAAUGAGUUCUCUGUGGAGCCUCCUUGCUUUGGGGAAGAUGGGUAUGAAGACCAGUCCUGGUUCACCCAUGACCACCAGCCAUCUUCUCAAAUGCACACCCCAACUUCUCUUCCAACUUCCCUUCCGGAACACACACGUCUGCCGAGCAAAUCCCACAGCCUACCCUUCAAAUGCAAGCCCUUCUUCUGUGAGAGAUCCUCUUCUUCAGAUGAAGAUGAAGACAAAGACGAGGCUGACCUCUCGAGUGAUGAAGAUGAGGAGGAUGAAGAUGAUGAGAAGGGAGAGUAUGAGGAUAUGUUCAUCCGUAGUCUCCCGAAUGAACUGGAGUUUCACGCCAUUCCGUGGUUUGGAUCCAGAGGCAAGCCUCUGCCAGCCACUAGCAGAGAAGAUGCUUGUCUCAGUGGCCAAUCAGAGGACACUGUUCAGAUAGCUGUUAGUCCACCAACUAGUGGCACUGUUCACACUUCCAAGGUGGACCAAUCAGAUAGUUCAAAUCAUGACAAUUCCUUGGUUAGCACUAGUGUUUGUGUCAACCAAUCAGAGAGACAAGUCAUACAUGACCAUGUCCAGCUGCUUUUCAGCACUCAGGAAAUCGCUGACAGUGACCAAUCACAAAGCUCACCUGAGACAGACUCCAGUUCGCUACCCAAUCAGUUCACCGACAUUAUCCCUCUUAACCAAUCAGAGUGCUCAGACGUACAGAUAGACUCAAGUCAUGAUUAUGCAGUCAUGAGGGGAAGAGAUGGAGAGGGGGAUGGAAUGACAAAUGAAGAGAGGAAAAAGGAAACACAUGCAAAGGCAGAAGAGAAGAAAGAAGAAGAGAGGGGAGAGGAAAAGAUUGAGACAAGCUGCGAAAAUGCACAGAAUACAGAUAGACAGAGAGCGGGUGAAGAGAGGGCCCUGGGGGAGACAGUGAGCGCCUCUGCCACUGGAGCACAGGGUCACACUCAGGCAGAGCAGGACUCCUCCCACACAGCCCAAACUCACCUCAGCCCUCAGCUGCCAGGCAGUGUUUGCCAUGGCAGCACUGAGGACUCUAAGUGUUACCACAGCGAAGGAGAGAACAAGGUGGACUUGCCAGACCUCACCAAUAAAACAGCCCCCACCGCCCCCUCGCAGGAAGAGACUGGGGCUGGAGAAGAGAGGCUGACUGUGGUUUCCCAUGAGCACAGAGAAGGAGGAGGGCAGGACGGAAAAUGCCAAAAUGAUGAGGAAAGUGAGGAAACGGAGGAAGAAAAGGAUGGAGAAAAUGAUGGAGAGACAGAGAGAGGUCAUGGUGAGAUAGAGAGUGACAGAGAGGGGUGUGUGCAAGAAGAGAGAAUAAAACAUGAAGAGAUUGAAGGGGAUGGGGAGGGGGAGGAGGAGCCUGAGCAAAGGGUUAGCAGAAGGACAGAGAGAGAGGAGGAACAUGAAGGACAUAGACCACCUGUGGAGGAGGAAGAGGAAGAACGAGAGCAGACAGUUGGAGAGGAGAGGGGAGUCACAGAUGGACAGGACAAUGCAGAGGAAACCAAAGACAAGAGAAAAAUAGAUGAAGGAAAAGAAGAAAGCGAGACAAAAGGGGGAGAAAACGACACCUCCACAAGCACAGAAGAGGUUAGCACCACGAGCACAGAACAGGCUAGCACCAUGAGCACAGAACAGGCUAGCACCCUGAGUGUACAGGUGGAAAAAGAGAGGGAGGAGGGAAAGGAGGGCUAUCCAGAGGAGACAGCUGAAGACAGACACCAAGAGGCUGAGUUGCUGCUGGAGUCACAGCUGGGCCACAGGGCCAGUGAAGGGGCAGAGCAACCCAAAGUCGGGGAGGGGAGGGUAGAGGAGAGAGAGCAGACAGAAAAACAUGUCCACGAGGCAGAGAAAGGAGGGGAAAGGAAUGUCACAAAAGAGACGGAUAGAGAGGGCAAGACGGACGACAAGCUGAUGGCUUUGGGGCCAGGUUUGGGCAGGACCCUGGUGGUGUCCAAACAAGUGCCCCCGAGGACACAGCAGGUGAAGGCCGUGCCCCUGGUGCCCCCCAAGCCACAGCAGUCCCGUCUCACCGCACAUAACCUCAGACAGCAGCUGCAGAACAGAGACAUACAGGCAGAGCAGAGAGAGAGAGACACACCACACAGAGAUAUGCAGGCCCCAGAUACAAAGACACUGCAACAGGACACACAGACACCAAAGAAAGAUGCUGAGACGACCCAAGACACACAGACCCCGAACACAGAAAUACUGCAUACACGCGAGGACAGAGAACAUCAGGAACAGACUCAGACACAUUCGUCUGCAGCUCAAGAGUAUGCAGAUGCACAGCUCCACACAGACACAAUACAACCCUGUGGGCCGCAGAGCAACCCACCUCCACCAGGGCAUCGAGGCACAGAACCAGAAGCAGAACCACCACACAUAGUCAUAAGCCAGCAGCAAUCACAUCUGGAGACACCAGAGCAGUCACAGCACAGCACAGCAGAGCAACCCACAGAACUCAGAGAGAGUGAGAGAGAGGUGGAGAUGGGAGGGAAGUGGGGAGGGAAAGAAAGAGUCAGACAGGAAGAGCCUAUAGACAUGCAGGCGGAUUGGAGGGGUGGGGAGAGACAGAGCGAGAGGGAGACAGGGAGAGAAGGAAGCCCUGACGUUAAAAAGGACAGACUGAGUCUCCGGGAAGGAGAACGAGAGCGGAGACCCAGAGAGCGAGAGGUGAAGAGGAACAGCGGGAUCAGCAUCUGCUUUGAUGAAGCGGUUGCUCGGGCAACAAGAGAGCGAGAGAGGGAAAGGGAACACAGUGAAAGAGAGAAAGAGAGGGAGAGAGGGGGGAAUGUUCAGGAUGAAAAGGCCAGACUUUGAGAGAGUUCAUGGAGAGAGCUUGGGGG
This is a messenger RNA of Clupea harengus (Atlantic herring), 5169 nucleotides long. RefSeq names its product Rho GTPase activating protein 30 (gene arhgap30). The record is from RefSeq and is a predicted model, not a curated record. Gene Ontology annotation, molecular function: GTPase activator activity. Gene Ontology annotation, biological process: small GTPase-mediated signal transduction. Lineage: Eukaryota; Metazoa; Chordata; Actinopteri; Clupeiformes; Clupeidae.